GCGCUACAAAAUGGCUGGCUCAGUGCUGGCAGGGAGCAGGGAGGGGCUGGACAUGCCCUUUGUCUCUUUAUGAAAAUUGACCUGCCCCCCGCGCCGCCAUGUCCCAGCAGGCCCUCAGGUCAGGCCUCCCGCAGCUACGGAAGCGGCGUAUCGCUAAGAAGAAGAUGCUGAGACGAGGAACGCCGCUCAAGGAGGGAAACAAUGAGGAGAAGUGUGAGGUCCCCAUCAUGCCAAGCGGGGAGCUGGACAUGUUUGGGCUGGUGGGCGGGGCUGCGGACGCCAGCAGUGCCGGUACCUCCGCCAUGCACCACCACCACCCGCCCUACCACCUCCGCCGCAAGUCCCACAACCUCAUCAUCACCAACUUCAAGAUGGCCGCGGCGGCAGCAGCAGCAGCGGCGGCGGCCACCGUGACGGCGUCCCCCACCACCGCCUCCCCGGCCUGCGUCACGGCGGCCACCGCAGGGCUGCCCACGGCCGCCACCAGCUCCACCCCGGUGCUGUCGCCCACGGCCGCCAUCACCGCCGCCACCGCCUACUGCCCCUCCAUGCUGCCCACACGCAAACGUCCUCGCAGAACUUACUUCACGGGGGAUUCUUCCACAGGGUUGGGUUGUAGUCCUGCGGCACAUUACCUCUUGUAUGAACUUCCUGACGAGGUGCUACUCACCAUUUUUUCUUACCUGUAUGAGAGGGACCUGUGUCACGUAGCACAAGUCUGUAAACGCUUCUACACAAUAGCUAAUGACAAUGAACUAUGGAAAAAUCUGUAUCAAGGUCUUUAUGAGUAUGACCUUCCGCUCUUCAACCCUUCACCAUGCAAGUUUGACUUUGUCCAGCCAGAGGACUGUGAUUAUGAGAACCCCUGGAAGGAAAGCUUCAAGCAGCUCUACCACGGCGUGCAUGUUAGAGAGGACUACCACAAGCAAGGCAGCAAGGAGGUUGGGCGGUCUGUGGCUUACUUCGAGACCAUCCAGGCGGCCUUUGAAUACUGUGAUGACACGGAGCGGCCCCUCGUGCUGAUCCACUCAGGGGUGUACCGGAGCCGCCUCGUCAUAGAGACCAACAUCUCCCUCAUUGGGGCAGCGCCAGGCAAUGUUGCGGAGAACGUCAUACUGGAGCAGGAGAGCGACUCAACAGUGCUCUUCAUGGAGGGCGCACAGAAGGCUUACCUCGGCUAUGUCACCAUCAAGUUCUCCCCGCCCAGCUGCACCGAGCCUGUCCCGCACCUCAAGCUCUACGCCCUUGAAAUCCAGGAAAACUGCUCCCCGACGAUAGAGCACUGCAUCAUUCGCAGCGUGUCCCACUUGGGGGCGGCUGUGUGUGUGAGUGGGCCGGGAGCCGAGCCAGGGAUACGCCACUGUGAGAUCAGCGACUGCGAGAACGUGGGGCUUAUCAUCAAGGACCGAGCGCAGGGCCAUUACGAGGACAACGAGAUCAGUCGCAACGCACUGGCCGGCAUAUGGGUCAAGGAUUACGCCAACCCCAUCAUGAGGCGUAACCACAUCCACCACGGGAAGGAUGUGGGCAUAUUCUGCUUCGAUGGGGGACAGGGUUAUUUCGAGGCCAAUGACAUCCACAACAACCGCAUCGCUGGCUUUGAGGUGAAGGCCCAGGCUAACCCGACGGUGGUUCGCUGCGAGAUCCACAACGGGCAAACGGGUGGCAUCUACGUCCACGAACACGGAAUGGGGCAGUUUAUCGAGAACAAGAUCCACUCCAACAAGUACGCCGGCGUGUGGAUUACCUCAAACAGCAACCCCACCAUCAGAAGGAACGAAAUCUACAACGGCCUACAGGGUGGAGUGUACAUCUUUGGGGACGGCCGAGGGCUCAUCGAACACAAUAAUAUCUAUGGUAAUGCGCUGGCAGGCAUUCAGAUCCGCACCAACAGCGACCCCAUCGUGCGGCACAACAAGAUCCACGAUGGGCAGCACGGGGGGAUCUAUGUGCACGAGAAGGGGCAGGGCCUCAUAGAAUGCAACGAGGUCUAUGCAAAUACGUUAGCUGGCGUCUGGAUCACCACGGGAAGCACACCCGACACUCGGAGGAAUCAGAUCCCGGGUAAGCAGGUUGGGGUGUACUUCUAUGACGGCCACGGCUUGUUAGAGGACAAUGACAUCUUCAACCACUUAUACUCAGGAGUACAAAUCAGGACUGGAAGCAACCCCAUCAUCCGUCGUAACAAGAUAUGGGGGGGCCAGAACGGGGGGGUGCUGGUGUACAACGGUGGGCUGGGGCUGCUGGAACAGAACGAGAUAUUCGACAAUGCCAUGGCCGGCGUGUGGAUAAAGACGGAUAGCAACCCCAUCCUGCGGCGGAACAAGAUAUACGAUGGGAGGGAAGCCGGUAUUUGUAUAUUUAAUGGAGGCAAAGGGUUACUAGAGGAAAACGAGAUCUUCCGAAAUGCACAAGCUGGUGUUCUAAUAUCCACGCAGAGCCACCCCACACAGAGCCAUCCCAACCUGCGGCGGAACCAGAUCUACGAUGGGCUGGCAGCGGGCAUUGAAAUAACCAAUAACGCAACGGCAACGCUAGAGCACAACCAAAUAUUCAAUAAUCGUUUUGGUGGUCUUUGUUUAGCAUCGGGAGUGAACCCAAUACAGAGAGGCAACAAGAUCUUCAGCAAUCACGACGCCGUGGAGAAGGCGGUGUCCAGCGGUCAGUGCCUCUACAAGAUCUCCUCCUACACCAGCUUCCCCAUGCACGACUUUUUUCGCUGCCGGACCUGCAACACCACAGAGCGGAAUGCCAUCUGCGUGAACUGCAUCAAGACGUGUCACAACGGCCACGUGGUGGAGUUCAUCCGUCACGACAGGUUCUUCUGUGACUGCGGCGCCGGGACCCUAAACAACCAGUGCCAGCUCCAAGGCGAACCCACGCAGGACACCGACACGCUCUACGACUCUGCCGCGCCCAUUGAAUCACAGUCCCUGAUGGCGGAGGUUUAACUGCCGGCUGAGAGUCUUGUAAUGUGAAGUUUCUAUUUAGACUCUGCCUCCGAUACUCCACCGGCCUUUUGGUUUAUGAUCAGUAUUUAGAAAAGCAGGAUUAGUGUCUCCGUGCACUUGACUUGUAACCAAACACAAAGUAUUGGCAAGUUUCCAUAGACUAUAUUACCCACCUUUGUACUGUGAUUUGUCCACACCACCCAUAGCUAUAUAGUGGAUUAUAUUUCUAUUGCUAUGAACUCCCUGUGGACCCAGGAACAGGAGAUGCUUGAUAUUAUGCAGUACUCUUUGGAAGCAGUCUGCACCAGCUGGAAAUACAGUGAUGUGGAAAACAAAAAUCUCAAGGAAGUGAA
Molecule: messenger RNA, 3304 nt
Organism: Eriocheir sinensis (Chinese mitten crab)
Lineage: Eukaryota; Metazoa; Arthropoda; Malacostraca; Decapoda; Varunidae
Product: F-box only protein 11-like
Biological process (GO): ubiquitin-dependent protein catabolic process; protein ubiquitination; regulation of apoptotic process
Molecular function (GO): zinc ion binding; protein binding
Source: RefSeq, a predicted model, not a curated record